UUCUCUCUCUUUCGGGGUCAUGCGUUCGGUCUGGCAGCAUGCUACCUAGCUCGCAAGGCGGCUAGGUCGAGCACACCAUUGUAUGUAGUGUUCUUCAGAAUGUAGAAAGCUGUGGUGGAGCUCGCAGUCACCAAGAGAUGGCGCUAUGUCGUGCGCAGGCAACAGUGGGGUCGCAUGUGGAAAUGAACUCCAACAGCGCCCCGUACCUCUGUCGUUAGGUAACGUGGCCCUGACGCCAUGCUUCCGUGUCGUCGACGUUGUUACGCAAUGGUGACCUGAUGUGGAAGGGAUCGGUGGGGGAGGAGCUCCAUCACCUGGAGGGGGAGCGCGCCAUCCACACGGAUCCCGAAGAGACGCGGCGCCGACGGACCAUCCUCCUCAUCCGGAAGAACAACUCCUGGGGCUUCACACUGCAGACCUAUGGGAUUAAGAACAAGAAGACUGGCACAAUAGAUGUCAUGACCUAUGUAGAUUAUGUUGAAAUGAAUGGGCCAGCAUGGAUUGCGGGCAUGCGUAAAGGAGAUGUGCUAUUAUCUGUCAACGGUGGAUCAGUGGAAGGUCUGAAACAUCAAGACCUAGUUGCGAAGAUACAGGAAAGCACUGACAACCUUAGACUGGUGGUGCUGUUUGAAGAUUGUUGCCGCAAGGUGGAGCUAUAUGAAAGGUUCAUCAAGCUCAAGCGAAUCUUGUCACAAAAGAGACGAGAAUUAAGACGCCUUGAGGAUGAAGAAAUCCUAAUAUACUCUAGACGACAGCUUAGCCGUGCAAGCAUGUUUCGGGAUAGCACACGAAGUUCUACCUCAAGUGACUGGGAUUGCUACAGUGAGGUGGCAUCACCUGCAGCCUUGGAAUCCAUCAGUCCAAACAGAAAGGUGUGGCAGCAACAUUUUUUCACCAACAGCACAGAGACCCUGGACACAAGCAGUGAACUUUCUUUUGAUAAUGCAAGCCUUUUUGCCUCACAUGAAAGCCUCUCCCACAGAGCUUCUCGAGAGAGCCUUUCCAGCAAUUCCAUCUCAUUGCAAAACAACAGUGUAGACAGCGACAGAGAAAGUUUCGAGAAAGGAGCUGUUGGCGGAUGUGACGCUGGCAUUGGUGAUGUGCAGUUGCCUGCAUCCACAAGGCAAUAUUUGCCAUUAAACCCGAAUCAGGAGAGCAUUGGGAUGGAGGCAGCUAUUUUAAGGCAGCCAGCAGCAAGAGAGGACAAGCAAGUGGUGGACGAUGCACAGCUGGAGACACAUGGGGGUAGGAAACGGCCCAGGUCAAGUUCUUUGCUGCUGAAUGACAUGCGUAUGAAGCUUCUUGCAGACAAUGUUACCUCUGUUGCCAGUCGUGCAGAGAAGGGGUCUGUUAAUGGGGAGAACAUAGAAGAUGAAGCUAGUGAUGAAGGCAGGGAGGCAUGUGCCAUGUCAGAGGAAAAGGAGGCUGCAGACUGUUUGGUUGGCAAACUUUAUUGUGGUGUCCGCAUCAAUGAUAAGGAUGAAAAUACUCGCCUUUGACUGUGACAACAUUUAGGCUGUGACAUUAUCUGCGUGUGUGUGUGUGUGUGUUGUUUUAAAAGUUUGUAAAAAAAGUCUGCUCCUCACCUAUUCCAACAGUGGCUGCUUUUUUUUGUCUUCACAUGUGCUAUGUCUCUUUAUAAAAUGUGGGUAACAAUGACAGUUGCAUUCCUGUUUUUAAGUUGCAGUAUAUUGAAGUUCUUGCAUAACAAAAAAAAAAAAGGUGGUUUGAGUUUGAAAGAAAUGUGAAAGUUCAUCUUUCUGGCAGCAUCAUCACUUCCUCUAUAUCUUCAGUCCAAAAUGGUACUACUGGCUAUGCAAGCUACUUUUGUUCAUGCCCCUGUGACAAGGAAAGGAAUCUGAGUGAAAUGUUUGCCAACAUGAUACUUUGGUUGGCUGACUAUUUUUUACCUUAAUCUGGCAUGUUAUCUUUUCCAUGGUUUGUCAUUUUUAAACCCACCUAGAACAUAUAGUGCUCAACUGAAAAAUGAGCCUAAGAUGUUCGAAAAGGAAAAUAAGACACAAAACAAAAUAUUUAACAAAUGUUUUAAUCAUGCAAAAAAUAAUAAAACAGUGGCACAGUUUCUUUAGACCUUAAAAUAAAGUGUCAUGGCUAACUUUAAUGUGCACUUAAAAAGAUUAAAACAAGUGUUUGCAAAAGGUUUAGUUUAUACACAAAGAAGCUGUACACCUUUAGAUGAAGAAAUGGCAAUGGUGGAGUUACAUUAUUUGUGCACUAAAAAAGAUGUUGUAUUGAAGGAAAUUCUCCUUCAUGCUUUGCUUUUGAUCAUAUUUUGAGUCUGAAUCUGUUUAAAAAGUGUCUGAGGUAUAUACAAUUACUGAUAAAUCAUAUCAAUCCAUUGUUUCUCGCUCAGAUUGAUUUAUGUCCCUUAGCUAAUGCUGUUUAGCUCACAGGGUUGGGAAGGAAAGAAUAUGGGUAGAAGAAUGGGGUAACAUUCCAAAGGAUGCAUUUAAUUGCUUAGUACAUUAGCACAGAUUUUUAAUUGUAGUUAAACUAACAAAAACUGUAAUGUGGGAAAGGAACAAGGCUGUGGACAAUAAUUACCAUAUGUCAUGCAUGAAUUAAGUUGCAAGAUCCUGUUUGUAGCACCUGACAUAGUGUUAAUAUUUUGAGCAUUGCUGCUGAAAGAAGAUGCUUUAAAGAUGUGUGAACAUUGUUUUCAACUAUUUGUAAAAUUUAUGUGUGCAAUUACUUGUACCAUAUUGAGGGACAUUGAAGAAUGCAUGUGGCUUGUGUAUUUUUUAUUUAUUUUUAUAUAAUAGCCUUAUUUUAUUUUUUCAGCAUUUAUCAAAAUUGAGUUAUGCAUAUCAGGAACUUGAAUAAGGUCUUGUAUCAGCAUUCCUGAAGAAGGAAAUAUAAUCUAGUCAUACAAAAACUUUUUAAAAAAAAUUCAAAUAUUUAUUAUGAAAUUCUAACAAUCUGAUGUAGUCACGUAUGUCCGUUGAUUUUUUUUGUGUUUUUUUAAACAUUAGAAAGCUUGAUUCAGUUGCUAACAGUGACUAAUUCCCUCACUCAAAAUUGUCUCUUAGUAGGCAGGUACAACGCUGUCUUGUGUAACUCUCCUUCCUGGCUUGCAUCAUUGCUUCCUGGCUUAUCUGAAGCAGCCACUGCAGAAACUUAGAGUCAACACAUUUUCACUAAUUGCAAGGGCAGCUAUUCUGUUAGGCCAUAAAGUAAUUAGGUAAUUGCCCAUUGAUUCUCAACAUACCAUCUCAUUUAUUAGCAAGUGGAUGGUCCCUGUAAUUCCAGGCAAGUUUGUGAGAAAGGUUACCACCUGUUAUUAAUAAGCUUUUGUUUUGUUAGUACUAUCCAGACUCUUAACUCGAAUUGAAGCUGUCUAUAAACCAUCAGCAGUGCUCAACAAAACUGCAGGUUCUUAAUAUCAGGGAAUACACCAUGUAAUUGACUCAGUGCAUCUCCUUUAACUAUGACACCCCAUCUAACAGAAAUAGAAAAAUAAUAUGCUGUACAAACAUUUGAUCUAUUGAAGGCUUAGAUUCCUUAAUCUGCCACAGGCUCUGCUAGAUGGAAGAAAUCUUUCACUAGUAUUCAUCUGUUAGACAAUCCCAUUUAUAGAUCACUAGCAUUAUUAUAAAGUCAACUGAAUGAAAGCAGGUUUUUCAUUCUCUGUGCACAUUGAGAAUCUAAUUCAUCCAGACCAUUUCCCUUCACAGUAGGAAAACAAACUGGGCAACAUAAAUGUGUGACAGCAUAUGAAAGCAAAGAGUGUGUGUUUAGGCAGAUGGUUAACCUUCAGUGAAACAGGAUUUUUUGAGUGAAAGUGAUGGUUCUUUAAAUCAGAAUAACACAUAAUGUCAGAAUUGUAAUAUUUUGCUGCAUAAUUGUUACAAGCAAAGCUAAAACUUUUUAUGUACUUAAACUGUUUUACUGACUUUUUGUAAGGAUUUAUGAUGUGGUUGGUCCAAUAUUAAACUUUGUAUUUGCAACUCAGCCUCAUUGUGAGCGUCCAAUUUUGAUAAACUGCUCACUUGGUUUUGAUAUUACUUGCCAAGCAUAUUAACUUGACAGGAAGCUUUUUUUGUGUUUGUUUGAGGCUGUCAAAAUACAAAAUAAGUCAAAAAAACUAAAGGAGUUUGUUUCGCACAAGAAAGUUUGCACCUAUCUAUAUGUAUAUAUAAAUAUAUUUUAUCAAGAAUCACAUUCCAUGGUUUUGUAUAAACUUUGUUUCAGCCAGUAAGUUUGAUGAAAACAAAUGCAUCAUAAUGUUAAAAUAUUCAGUUUUCAAGCAUACUUAAGAUGACAUCAUUUUAUAAUGCAAAGUAGCCCUUUUUUCGUCUGUGAUGCAACUACUGUCAAGUUUCAUUGAAGAAAGUACCCAUACAUGUUAGUUGUAUUAUUAUUGUAAACCUGUUCACUUAAUCAAAAUGUCUACUAUUUCAUUCAGUGCUUUAAGAAAUUCACAAUGUGCAGAGGUUUGCUGUUUUACAGUGACAUUUACAAUAACUUCUUUACAGGGUGAACAGCUCCACACCUUUCAUGCCAGCAAAUGCAAGGUUAGCAUAAGCCUCACCUGUCACUUACAAAUGAUAAUGUUUGUAGGCUGUGUUGUUGUGGCCAUAUUAGUCUGGCUCAUGUUUGGUGUUUUGACCUAGUACUCAAACAGAUAAAUAAGACAUGUAACAGCUUUACCUUUCAAAAUUAAUGUUGUCUUUCAGAAAGAGAGUGUACGAGAGAAGGAUGAAGGUAAAGAAUUAAAAAUAAUGAGAUGGAUUGUUUUAAAGUAGCAUUUUUUUUAAGGGUGUUGCUCACUAGAUUUUGUAAAGGAUGUUGCAGUACUGCUGUGUAAGGUGUAUAAGUAUUGGUAUAAAAGAAUGAUCAUUGUCAAGUAACUAAUGUGCUUAUGACUAUGUCAUGGCAAUACGUGCAUGUUCAUGGGCAAGAAAUACACAGUAAAUAUUCAGU
Molecule: messenger RNA, 4944 nt
Organism: Pomacea canaliculata
Lineage: Eukaryota; Metazoa; Mollusca; Gastropoda; Architaenioglossa; Ampullariidae
Product: microtubule-associated serine/threonine-protein kinase 2-like
Exons: 7
Coding region: 279-1499 (406 amino acids)
Molecular function (GO): protein binding
Source: RefSeq, a predicted model, not a curated record